AUGGCGCAGAUACCAGGGGAAGUGGACAACAUGGAGGGCCUACCUGCCUCUAACAACAACAACCUUGCCACCCGCUGGGAGAGUCCGGAUCGGGGCUGGGAGCGGGAGCAGCCAGCCGCCUCCACCGCAGCGGCCUCGCUCUUUGAGUGCUCCCGGAUCAAGGCCUUGGCAGAUGAGCGGGAAGCCGUACAGAAGAAAACCUUCACCAAGUGGGUGAACUCGCACCUUGCCCGCGUGGGCUGCCACAUCGGGGACCUCUAUGUGGACCUCCGGGACGGCUUCGUGCUCACGCGGCUCCUGGAAGUGCUGUCUGGGGAGCAGCUGCCCAGGCCCACGCGCGGCCGCAUGCGGAUCCACUCACUGGAGAACGUGGACAAGGCACUGCAGUUUCUGAAGGAGCAGCGCGUGCACCUGGAGAACGUGGGUUCACAUGACAUCGUGGAUGGGAAUCACCGGCUGACGCUGGGGCUGGUCUGGACCAUCAUCCUGCGCUUCCAGAUUCAAGUCAUCAAAAUUGAGACUGAGGACAACAGAGAGACACGCUCAGCCAAGGAUGCUCUGCUCUUGUGGUGUCAGAUGAAGACAGCUGGUUACCCUGAGGUAAACAUCCAGAAUUUCACCACCAGCUGGCGGGAUGGCUUGGCCUUCAAUGCCCUCAUUCACCGGCACAGGCCCGAUCUCGUGGACUUCAGCAAACUCACCAAGUCCAACGCCAACUACAACCUACAGAGAGCCUUCCGCACAGCUGAGCAGCACCUGGGGCUGGCGCGGCUGCUGGAUCCUGAAGAUGUGAACAUGGAGGCUCCAGAUGAGAAGUCCAUCAUCACCUAUGUGGUCUCUUUCUACCACUAUUUCUCCAAGAUGAAGGCUCUGGCUGUGGAGGGGAAGCGUAUCGGGAAGGUCUUGGACCAGGUGUUGGAGGUGGGUAAGAUCAUAGAACGCUACGAGGAGCUGGCGGCCGAGCUGCUGGCCUGGAUUCACCGCACCGUGGGCCUCAUCAGCAACCAGAAAUUUGCCAACUCCUUAAGUGGGGUGCAGCAGCAACUCCAGGCUUUCACGGCCUAUUGCACGCUGGAGAAGCCUGUCAAGUUCCAGGAGAAGGGGAACCUAGAGGUGCUGCUCUUCAGCAUCCAGAGCAAACUGCGUGCCUGCAACCGUCGCCUCUUUGUGCCUCGGGAGGGCUGUGGCAUCUGGGAUAUUGAUAAGGCAUGGGGUGAGCUGGAGAAGGCUGAGCAUGAGCGGGAGGCUGCCCUACGGGCUGAGCUGAUUCGGCAGGAGAAGCUGGAACUACUGGCACAGAGGUUUGACCACAAGGUGGCUAUGAGGGAGAGCUGGCUGAAUGAGAACCAGCGUCUGGUCUCCCAGGACAACUUUGGGUAUGAGUUGCCCGCAGUGGAGGCAGCCAUGAAGAAACACGAAGCGAUCGAGGCAGACAUUGCAGCCUACGAGGAGCGGGUACAGGGUGUGGCGGAGCUGGCCCAGGCGUUGGCGGCCGAAGGCUACUACGAUAUCCGGCGGGUGGCAGCCCAGCGUGACAGCGUCCUGCGCCAGUGGGCCCUGCUAACUGGGCUUGUGGGUGCCCGGCGGACACGGCUCGAGCAGAACCUGGCCCUGCAGAAGGUCUUCCAGGAGAUGGUGUACAUGGUGGACUGGAUGGAGGAGAUGCAGGCUCAGCUGCUGUCCCCGGAGUGUGGGCAGCACCUGGUGGAGGCAGAUGACCUGUUGCAGAAGCAUGGACUGCUGGAGGGAGACAUUGUGGCCCAGAGCGAGCGGGUGGAGGCGCUCAAUGCCGCUGCCCUGCGCUUCUCCCAGCUGCAGGGCUACCAGCCCUGCGACCCGCAGGUCAUCUGCAACCGCGUGAACCACGUGCACGGCUGCUUGGCGGAGCUGCAGGAGCAGGCGGCGCGGCGACGGGGUGCCAGUGGCGCAGGGCCGCUGGUGGUGGCGCUGCAGGUGCGCGUGGUGGAAGCCGAGCAGUUGUUCGCUGAGGUGACCGAAGUGGCGGCGCUGCGGCGCCAGUGGCUACGGGACGCGCUCGCUGUCUACCGCAUGUUUGGCGAGGUGCACGCGUGCGAGCUGUGGAUCGGCGAGAAGGAGCAAUGGCUGCUUUCCAUGCGUGUGCCCGAUUCACUCGACGACGUUGAGGUGGUGCAGCACCGAGGAAGAACAAAUUUGAGUCAGAUGGGUGUGAAUAGCCCCAAGAAGGCGCUGCUGGCCGCCGACGGCGCAGAGCUGGGCCCGGGCCUGGCAUUAGACGAGUGGCUGCCACACCUCGAACUUGGCUGGCAUAAAUUGCUCGGCUUGUGGGAGGCGCGCAGGGAGGCACUGGUCCAGGCGCACAUCUACCAGCUCUUCCUGCGGGAUCUACGCCAGGCGCUCGUGGUGCUGCGUAACCAGGAGAUGGCGCUGUCUGGUGCGGAGCUCCCGGGCACAGUGGAAUCGGUGGAGGAGGCGUUGAAACAGCACCGGGAUUUUCUCACCACCAUGGAGCUGAACCAGCAAAAGAUGCAGGUGGCCGUGCAGGCUGCGGAGGGCCUGCUGAGGCAGGGCAACAUCUAUGGGGAGCAGGCUCAGGAGGCUGUGACUCGGCUGCUGGAGAAGAACCAAGAAAACCAGUUACGGGCCCAGCAAUGGAUGCAAAAGCUAUAUGACCAACUUGAGCUGCAGCACUUCCUCCGAGACUGCCAUGAGCUGGAUGGCUGGAUCCAUGAGAAGAUGCUGAUGGCGCGGGAUGGCACGCGGGAGGACAACCACAAGCUGCAUAAGAGAUGGCUCCGGCACCAGGCAUUCAUGGCCGAGCUGGCUCAGAAUAAGGAGUGGCUGGAGAAGAUUGAGAGGGAGGGCCAGCAACUAAUGCAGGAGAAGCCUGAAUUGGCGGCCUCCGUGCGGAAGAAGCUGGGCGAGAUCCGCCAGUGCUGGGCGGAGCUGGAGAGCACCACCCAGGCCAAGGCACGGCAGCUCUUUGAGGCCAGCAAAGCAGACCAGCUGGUGCAGAGCUUUGCUGAGCUGGACAAGAAGCUCCUUCACAUGGAGAGCCAGCUGCAAGACGUGGACCCUGGAGGGGACCUGGCCACCGUCAACAGUCAGCUCAAGAAGCUGCAGUCCAUGGAGUCGCAGGUGGAGGAGUGGUACCGCGAGGUGGGAGAGCUGCAGGCGCAGACGGCGGCGCUGCCGCUGGAGCCGGCGAGCAAGGAGCUGGUGGGCGAGCGGCAGAACGCGGUGGGCGAGCGCCUGGUGCGCCUGCUCGAGCCGCUGCAGGAGCGCCGACGCUUGCUACUGGCCUCCAAGGAGUUGCACCAGGUGGCGCACGACCUGGACGAUGAGCUGGCAUGGGUUCAGGAGCGGCUGCCACUGGCCAUGCAGACAGAGCGAGGCAACGGUUUGCAGGCGGUCCAGCAGCACAUCAAAAAGAACCAGGGCCUGCGACGGGAGAUCCAGGCGCACGGGCCGCGCCUGGAGGAGGUGCUGGAGCGCGCGGGCAUGCUGUCGUCGCUGCGCAGCCCGGAAGCAGAGGCUGUGCGCCGGGGCCUGGAGCAGCUGCAGAGUGCCUGGGCCGGACUGCGGGAGGCUGCAGAGCGACGGCAGCAGGCGCUGGACGCCGCCUUCCAGGUGGAGCAGUACUACUUCGACGUGGCGGAGGUGGAGGCGUGGCUGGGCGAGCAGGAGCUGCUCAUGAUGAGUGAGGAUAAGGGCAAGGACGAACAGAGCACCCUGCAGCUGCUCAAGAAACACCUGCAGCUGGAGCAAGGCGUGGAGAACUACGAGGAAAGCAUCGCUCAGCUGUCGCGCCAGUGCCGGGCGCUGCUGGAGAUGGGGCACCCGGACAGCGAGCAGAUCAGCCGGCGGCAGUCUCAGGUGGACCGCCUGUACGUGGCGCUCAAGGAGCUGGGUGAGGAGCGCCGGGUGGCUCUGGAACAGCAGUACUGGCUGUACCAGCUCAGCCGCCAGGUGAGCGAGCUUGAGCACUGGAUCGCCGAGAAGGAGGUGGUGGCUGGUUCACCGGAGCUCGGCCAGGACUUUGAGCAUGUCUCGGUGCUGCAGGAGAAAUUCUCAGAGUUCGCCAGCGAGACAGGUACGGCAGGGCGGGAGCGGCUGGCAGCUGUGAACCAGAUGGUGGAUGAGCUGAUCGAGUGUGGCCAUACAGCAGCAGCCACUAUGGCCGAGUGGAAGGAUGGGCUGAACGAGGCCUGGGCUGAGCUGCUGGAGCUCAUGGGCACACGGGCCCAGCUGCUGGCCGCCUCUCGGGAGCUUCAUAAGUUCUUCAGUGACGCCCGAGAGCUUCAGGGACAGAUUGAGGAGAAGCGGAGGCGGCUGCCCCGCCUGACCACCCCGCCUGAGCCGAGACCCAGCGCCAGUUCCAUGCAGCGGACCCUGAGAGCCUUUGAGCAUGACCUGCAGCUCCUCGUGUCCCAGGUACGGCAGCUGCAGGAGGGGGCGGCCCAGCUGCGGACGGUGUAUGCGGGUGAACAUGCCGAGGCCAUCGCUAGCCGGGAGCAGGAGGUGCUGCAGGGUUGGAAAGAGCUGCUGUCAGCCUGCGAAGAUGCCCGCCUGCACGUCAGCUCCACGGCCGACGCCCUGCGCUUCCACAGCCAAGUCCGCGACCUGCUUUCCUGGAUGGAUGGCAUCGCCAGCCAGAUUGGGGCAGCCGACAAGCCCAGGUGCCCCUCAUCCCUCCUCGGGCUUCCUGCCUGCCCCUGGCGGCCUCCCCCAGCCAACCCCAGCCCAUUGACAGCCCCCUUCCCAACCGAAUGACAACAGCCACUAUCUUUGUGGCACCUCUGUGUGCCAGGCACUGUUCUAGGUGCUUCGUGUGUAUUCAGACCCCAUUUUUAGGCCUGUCAUUGGGGACUUAGGUCAUGGGGCAUCCUUCUGUCCUCUGUCCUUCCCAGUUGCCCAUAAUUACCCUCUCCAUGGGAUGUCACAGCAUGAAACAGGCUAAAGACAGGAUGGGCAAGGGAGGUGUGGGACUGUAUUUGUGAGGGUGGGUGAAGAAUUGUAAAAAUUCCA
Molecule: messenger RNA, 5007 nt
Organism: Mandrillus leucophaeus (drill)
Lineage: Eukaryota; Metazoa; Chordata; Mammalia; Primates; Cercopithecidae
Gene: SPTBN4
Product: spectrin, beta, non-erythrocytic 4
Exons: 27
Coding region: 1-4752 (1583 amino acids)
Biological process (GO): actin cytoskeleton organization
Cellular component (GO): plasma membrane; cell projection; cell junction
Molecular function (GO): actin filament binding
Source: RefSeq, a predicted model, not a curated record